AGAUGACCAUCACAGCUUUACAAAAACGAUGAGUCAAGAAUCAAGAACUUCCGAAAGUACGGCAAUUUUAGGAAACAGCGGUGAUCUGGAGAGGAAAGAUUCAGGCGAUCAAAGUCUUGGUUCAUUUGUUGACCAUGACGCCCGUCUUCGCGAAAAGCAGUUUCUGCUUUCCUGUGAAAGGGGAGAUAUCGGUAGUGUGCGGAAGCUGCUCGCUAUCAAAGAUGGACUCAACAUCAAUUGUGUGGAUCCAUUAGGAAGGAAUGCUCUCUUGAUUGCCAUCGAAAAUGAAAACAUCGAAAUGAUUGAGCUUCUUCUUGACAAUAACAUAGAGACCGGCGAUGCAAUUCUCUACGCUAUUGGCGAAGAAAAUGUCGAAGCCGUUGAGAUAAUCAUCGAACAUCUGGAAAAGAUUGAUAAAUUCAAUCCUGAGAACCAAGGUGUCGAUAUCAAUGAGCAUUCGGCUUUUACACCCGAUAUCACGCCAAUCAUCCUUGCUGCUCACAAAGAUAAUUAUGAGUGCAUCAAGUUGUUUCUGGACAAGAAAGCCUCUAUACCACGUCCACACGAUGUGCACUGUUGUUGUCAUGAAUGUGAUGCUGCUAGAGAGGAAGAUUCGUUGCGGUUGUCACGUUCAAGAAUUAACGCCUACAGAGCGCUAGCUUCACCAUCGUUUAUUUGUCUUUCGGCUAAGGACCCAAUACUGUACGCCUUUGAGCUGUCGUGGGAACUUCGAAGGCUAUCCUACAUAGAAAAUGAGUUUCGGAGUGAAUAUCAGGAACUUUCCCAAAAAUGCCAGAAAUUUUCUGUGCACAUGCUGGAUUUGGUCCGUGGCUCGAAAGAGCUGGAAAUUGUCCUAAAUCAUACCACAACAGCCUGGGAAGAAGUGACUACGAGAAGCACACCAACAACCGAACAACUAGCAAGAUUGAAACUCGCCAUCAAACUGCGGCAGAAAAGGUUCGUGGCUCAUCCAAACUGUCAACAACUUCUUUCUGGCCUCUGGUAUGAGGGUUUGCCCGGGUUUAGAAACAGGAAUAUUGUUUACAAGUGCCUUCUGAUAGUAGUGGUAUCGCUAUCAUUCCCAAUACUUUCGAUGUCGUAUUUAAUCGCUCCGAAGUCGUCUAUCGCUCAAUUUACGCGGAAGCCUUUUAUCAAAUUUCUCUCGCAUUCCGCCAGUUAUGUUCUAUUUUUGUUAUUGUUAAUAAUGGCCAGUCAAAAGAUAGAUUUGGUCGACAACUUUUUUCGUGAGGAAAACGCCCCGGAUCGGAAAGAAGGUCGAGGACCUCCUCCCACUCCCGUGGAAAUUGCGAUCAUGGUUUGGGUACUAGGGCUGAUAUGGGUAGAGAUCAAACAGCUUUGGGAUUCUGGCUUUCACGAUUAUUGUCACAAUUUGUGGAAUAUUCUGGAUUUUAUUACCAAUUCUCUCUAUCUCUCAACAGCUGCUCUCCGGCUAGUUGCUUACUAUCAGGUUGACAAAGAGAUGAAAGAUCCACGAAUGCAGCAUAUUGGCCGUUUCCUUCAAAGGAGAGACUGGGAUGCCUAUGAUCCCACUUUAGUCAGUGAAUGUGUUUUUGCCACUGCCAACAUCUUCUCAUCGCUAAAACUCGUCCAUAUAUUUACGGUUAAUCCACAUCUGGGACCACUGAAGAUUUCAUUAGGUCGCAUGGUUAUCGACAUUUUAAAAUUCUUCCUUGUAUAUGCUCUUGUUCUGUUCGCCUUUGCAUGUGGAUUAAAUCAACUUCUUUGGUACUAUGGGGCAAUGAGGCAACAGGAAUGCGAACAGUACACAAAGUGGAUUGCUAACCCAAGUCCGGUUGUAAACGCUGCCAAGAUGGAGACUUUAAAAGAAAGCUGUGAUAUAAAAUACAGAAGUGUAUCGAGUAUUUACCAUACUUCCGAAACAUUAUUUUGGGCGAUGUUUGGUCUAAUUGAUCUUUCACAUUUUACGCUUAAGGAAAAUCACACUCUCACGGAAUGGACCGGAAAAACAAUUUUCGGCAGCUACUCCUGUUGUUCUAUUAUCGUUUUGCUCAACAUGCUUAUCGCUAUGAUGAGCAAUUCCUAUCAAUAUAUUUCUAACCAAGCAGAUAUUGAAUGGAAAUUCGCUAGAAGCAAACUCUUUAUCGAAUACUUUGAUGACACUGCAACCCUGCCUCCUCCAUUCAACAUCAUUCCUAGUCCAAAGAGUUUCUAUUAUGGUCUAAAAUGGCUCUGCGAUAGGUACUGUGGUUGCUCCAAGGCCAUACAAGCAGGAAAACAAAGAAGUAUGAGGAAUCAAAGAAUUCUUCGCGUUGUCAAUGACCUCGAAAGCAAUUAUCGAUUUGUAACGCGGAAUCUCGUCAAAAGAUAUAUUGCUCAAAUGCAGCGGACUAAACAACAGAAUGAAGGUGUUAGUGAAGACGACGUCAAUGAGAUAAAGCAGGACAUCAGCGCAUUCCGUUACGAGUUGUUAGGGAUACUACGUGCUGCCGGUUUCAACACAGGGCACACGGAUAUGAACCAAAAAACCUACACUCGAAAUAAGAGACGCAGUGCUAUGGCCGAGCGGCGACUAAAAAAAGGUCUUCCUGAAUUUGAUAUACCGAUACCAGAAAGCUUUCAAAAUGCCCGAAGGAACAGCUUAUUGUCACUGGCAUCGAUAGACAGCGGUUUGACCAAGCCACCGAUCCGCCUGCCACAACUGAACUGGAGACGAAUCAAGAAGAAGGUCAGCUUCAAGCAAACACCCCGAACAUCUCCAGCUUUACCUGUACCAUGUACAAAAACCAAAAGUCUUUCAUUGGAUAUACACGGUGCCUUACAAAGCACACUUAUCAAGCAUAUGCGCAAUGGAACCCGACGGAAUACAAAAAAUGAUCGCCCACCACUGCAGAAGCAAAAAAGAAAGAACAGUGGUGACAGUACUGUGAUGGAAUUGGCGUCCGACGAUUUGUUAUGAAAUGUUAUAUGAUAUUUUUACUGGUAUUUGUGUUUUAUUUGAUAAAACUAACAAUUUAACAAAUAAAAUAUACAUGUCAACAGCAGUGAA
Molecule: messenger RNA, 3028 nt
Organism: Cylicocyclus nassatus
Lineage: Eukaryota; Metazoa; Nematoda; Chromadorea; Rhabditida; Strongylidae
Source: the annotation of a GenBank genome assembly